Letharia lupina is the source of this 1080-nucleotide messenger RNA. RefSeq lists its product as uncharacterized. NCBI's taxonomy places the organism in Eukaryota, Fungi, Ascomycota, Lecanoromycetes, Lecanorales, Parmeliaceae. The coding region runs from base 1 to 1080 and encodes 359 amino acids. The transcript is spliced from 6 exons. The record is from RefSeq and is a predicted model, not a curated record. Gene Ontology annotation, biological process: butanediol biosynthetic process. Gene Ontology annotation, molecular function: (R,R)-butanediol dehydrogenase activity; zinc ion binding. Gene Ontology annotation, cellular component: cytoplasm.
AUGAUGAAAGCGGUCCGAUUCCAUGGCCAGAGGGACAUUCGACUGGAUGACGUGGAAAUUGUGCAAUGCGGUAAAGGCCAAGUCAAGGUUAAACCGGCUUUCGCGGGUAUAUGUGGAAGCGAUUUGCAUGAAUACCUUGGAGGUGCAAGUCUGAUGCCAACGAGUCCUCAUCCCAUCACAAACGAGAAGGUACCUUUGACCCUGGGACACGAGUUCAGUGGGACAAUUGAGGAGGUAGGUGAAGGUGUCCAUGACAUCAAAGUGGGAUCGAGGGUCGCUGUUCAGCCAAUCAUCUACGACGGCACAUGUAAUGCGUGUAAAGAGGGAUACAUCAACUGCUGUGAUAACAAUGGCUUCGUAGGUUUAAGCGGAUGGGGUGGUGGACUCUCGGAGCAUGUAGUCGUUCCUCGAAAAGCCGUGUACGAGAUUCCAGAUAGCGUCUCGAUGGAUGUCGCUGCACUUAUUGAGCCGUUGUCUGUGGCAUGGCAUGCUGUUAACACAAGUCCUUUCAAGACAGGCGAUUCGGUUCUAAUCCUUGGUGGCGGGCCAAUUGGGCUCGCAGUAAUUCAGAUGCUUGUGGUCAAGGGUGCCGAAAAGAUCAUCGUCUCAGAAGUCGCAUCUCGCCGUCGGGAGUUUGCGAGACAGUUUGGCGCUCACUACGUCCUGGAUCCCACCAAAGACGAUAUCGUCUCGAGGGUUCGCGAUCUUUGCGAUGGCUCGGGCGUGAACGUAGCCUUCGAUGCUGCGGGAGUACAAGCUGGUCUUGACCAGGCCGUACAGGCUAUCCGCGCUAGAGGUACUCUGGUCAAUAUCGCAAUCUGGGAAAAACAAGCCACUAUCACGCCGAACUGGUUCUGCUUUAGGGAGAGAAAGUAUAUGGGCGUUGCAACGUAUCAGGACGGGGAUUUCCAGGACGUGAUCGAUGCAAUUGCCUCUGGGAAGCUCAACCCGGGGCCGAUGAUAACAGGCAAGAUUCGCAUGGAUGAAGUCGAAGAAAAGGGUUUCAAGGCACUUGUCAAUGAUAAAGAUAACCAUAUCAAGAUUCUCAUUGACAUUGGCCUGGGAGUACCCCGAGACUAG